Molecule: messenger RNA, 5641 nt
Organism: Dermatophagoides pteronyssinus (European house dust mite)
Lineage: Eukaryota; Metazoa; Arthropoda; Arachnida; Sarcoptiformes; Pyroglyphidae
Biological process (GO): mRNA 3'-end processing; termination of RNA polymerase II transcription
Cellular component (GO): mRNA cleavage factor complex; cytoplasm
Molecular function (GO): RNA polymerase II complex binding; mRNA binding
Source: RefSeq, a predicted model, not a curated record
CUAUUAUAAAUAGCUAAAAUUAAUAGCCUGAUUUGCCUUUGACUUUGUUUUGUUACUGAAGAUUAUCCCAAAAUUAUUUGGUCAAAAUUUUAUUGCUACGUUAUUCAUCAUCAUAUCGAAACAUUUACAUUUAUAAUUUACUGAUUGUUAUCCACUAUAAAUCAUAUUAUUUUGCCCGUAUCCAUAGAUACGAUUCGUUUUUCAACUUUUUGAUAAAAAUUUCUCUUCAGUUAAACAAAUUAAACCAAUUUUUCAUCAUCCAGCAUAAAUUCAUGGUUCAACAGUUUUGAAUAAAUAUUCAUCCAACCUCACAGCUCAUCAUACCUUCAUUGAAUCCAAAAUUUUAUUUUUUCUUCAUCACCAUUACCACCACGACUACAAAUGAUUGUCUGAUUGAACAAAUAUGGUCCAAUGAUAUUUGACAUUCAGCUGUAUAUAUAAUAUUCAUUCAAAUCAAUUCAUUGUUCAUUAUCGAAACCAGAAAACAACAUUUUGGAUUGAUCGCCAACAAAACCAUUCUACAUCUUUCUCGUCUUUAUUUCUUGGAUUUCCAAAUCGUUAAUCAUCUUUGUGAAGAAAUCCAGAAUAUUUGACAAAAAGAAAAUGGCUACCAAUGAUGAUGACGAAAUUCAAUCGUCGAAUAAUAAUGCCAAUGAAGAAGAUGUUGAUCCUGUCGAUGCAUAUCGACAAUCAUUAUCGGAUCUAGUGAUGAAUUCUAAACCACAUAUCGUAAUGUUGACCAUGUUGGCCGAAGAAUCUAAAGAUACAAGAGCGGCUGAAAUUGUCAAUUGUAUUGAACAACGUCUUUUCCAUGUGAAUAAAGAAAUUAAAUUACCCACUUUAUAUCUUAUCGAUUCAAUUUGUAAAAAUGUUCGUGAUUCAUCUUAUUUGCAAUUAUUUGAAAAACGUAUUGUUAAACUUUUUUGUCAUGUGUUUGAAAAAUCGGAUGAAAAGACAAGACUUUUAUUAUAUAAACUUCGACAAACAUGGAAUACUUUUUUCAGUUCAGAAAUUCUUUAUCAAUUAGAUGUAGCCGUUAAGUCUUUAGAUCCUGGUUGGCCGAUUGUGAACAAAAAAUCGAUCGUACAAAAUGGAAGUAAUGUUGCUUCUGCUUCUAGUCUUGUCAGCCAAUCAACAACAAAAGAACAAACUGUCAAACAAGUUGUUAUACCUGUUACAAAAACACAGAAUAUUUCUACAGCUCCACCGGCAUCGAAACCAAUUGAAAUAUCCCAAAGAAUGGAUCAACAAUCUCAACGAAUUGUAUUCAAUAGUAAGAUUGAAAUUUUCAAUUCGGAUAAAUCGUUGAAACAAUCAAACACUGGUACUGUACAUCCAACUAUAAUCCAUUUAAAUAAAAAUGAUAUCAUAUCUAAACGUAAUCAAAUCGAAAAUGAACUACGAAAAGAAUUGAUUAGCAAAGCGGCUGCUAAUAAUAAUAAUAAUAUUUCUAAUAAUCAAUUAUCUACUUCGAACAUUUUAAAAAAUUCGAACAAAACUCAUAGUAAAAUUAAUAAUAAUAACAAAAAAAUUGAACAAUCACCAACAUCAGUACAGAAACAAACGACAAAACAAGACAUCAGUAAAAAAUCUAUAAAUUCAUCGCCCUCGAAAUUGGAUCGAAAACGUAAAUCGGAUGAUAUUAGAAUGAUGGGAGAUAAUAUUGGCGAAACAAUGAUACCGAAUGAUAAUAAUAAUAAGAAAAUCAAGACAAAAAUACCGAAACGUAAACGUCCAUUAUCACCACCAUCAUCUUGUCAAUCAUCAUCAGGCAGACAAACAAAAAAGAAUCCAUUGGAUGAGCUUAUGGCGCCGAUGAUACCGCCACCUGAUGAUGUUAUACCACUUGGCUCUAAUCAUCAUGUUCCUGUUACAAAACGUUCAAAAGAACCUCGUAAACCUAACAAUGUGGUUGCAUCAAAAAUUAAAAACAUAAAGAAUCGUCGCCAGUCACCACCACCACCAUCGUCACAACAAUUGCAAUCAUCUUUGCAACGAAAUCGUCAUCAAUCACCAUCUUCAAAUAAAUCCGGUAUUCGCAGUCGAUUAAAAUCUCCGACCAAAUCAAUUGUGUCUGAUGUGAAAAAAAUGAAUAUUCCACCUACAUCGUCAAGUAUACAACCAACAGUACUGCCGGCUCCUAAUGUUUUCUCUCAACCGGAAGUAUUAUUUAAUAAUGUUUCUACAUACAACAAUGAAGGCAAUAAUCAAACAAAUGGUUUUGCUAUGGAUCGUGAUUAUCGUCGUGAAUUUGAUGCAUUUAUGAAUGAUGCCAGAAAUCGAUUGAAUGCCGGUAUGAUUUCGACUGCUGAUCAUGAAAUUCUGGUUCGAGAAGCCGAACGAGAAUUUUUCCAACUUCAACAACAACAACCACAAUCACUUCCUUUGCCACAACAUAAUCUACCAUAUGAUAAUUCUCAGAUAGUAUCGGCACCACCACCAUUAGCCGCUCCAAAUCAAUCCUUUCUUGAACCACCCUAUGGUUCAUCCGCUUUAUUCAUUAACAAACAAUUUUGUCGCCUUUUUUAUUUGGAUCCGAUAACCGGAAUCGUUCCUUUCAAAACUCAUGCCGAUACUCCGUUUGAUCAGCUAGUCUCAACUGAUCCAUUAUUUUUGGAACCUAAACAGGUUUAUUUUUCUGGUCAUCCCACCAAAGUGAUUAUUGAUCCUGGUACAGCUUCUGAACAAAGUUUCUGUUUGAAUUUCAAUAAUCCUUCUCCAUAUUUAUUUCAUUUAUCGGGCAUACCUCAACCACAACGCAUUAUGCUUGGUUUGCCUGAUCGAGAAUUGAUUGUAAACGAUCGACCUUACAAAGCUCAAUUUGGCGGAGCACCAGUUCCAAUCUAUUUUGAAGCUGAUCUUCAAACACAUUUAUUUUUGCUAUCUGAUUCAAAACCAUUUCUACAAGUAUCAGAUGAACCUCGUUAUGAUCUAUGGAAUCGAUUGGUGGAUGCAGCUAAAGCAAAAAUGCCUCGCCAACAAUUACCGCUACCGCAACAACAGCCACCACCACCUACAACGACACAUCUUCCUUAUAAUUAUGGGCCCUCAAUUAACAUCCAUCAACAAACAUCAAAUACAAUGCUACCGACUACUGUUCCAACAUCGAACACUUAUCAUUCGCAACCUAUACAAACAACUCAAAUUGUCUCAGAAUUAUUGCCACAAUCAAUCACUACAAAUGUGCCAUUCCAACAACAACCAACAUCUGCUUCUUCGUUAUCAUCAAGUUCGGCUAAACCGACAUUACCCGAUCUCGAUUCAUUGCUAUUAAAAUUAUCGGCAGCCGGUUUAAUCUCUAGCAAAACAGCUUCCACUUUGUCAGGAACAUCGACAACUGCAACAAAAAUAACCACAGAUUCUAAUAAAAAACAAAAAACACCGGCUCCUCAACCGACACCAAAACGAUUUUUACCGUUGGAAAUGUCUCAACUUAAGCAAUAUCAUCAGUUUGCAAUCGAUCAACUUUAUCAAGGUCUUCAAUGUACAAAUUGUUCUCUUCGAUUUCCGAAUGAAUCUGAUUCCGGAAAAAAGAGUCGAUAUUCACGUCAUUUAGACUGGCAUUUUCGACAGAAUCGUCGUGAAAAGAUUAAACCAGAAUUUGGUUCAACUGCCAUUGCACAUCGUCGUCCUUGGUAUUAUACAAUCGAUCAAUGGAUUCUUUAUAAAGAGGUUAACGAUGAUAUUGAAGAAAAUAAUGGUGGAUUUUUUGAUUCAAAUUCAGCCGAUAGUCCAAGUAGUGCGGCACAUCGAGCCAAUCAAUUCAAUAUGAGUUUUGCACCAUUCAAAGAAUGUAUUGAUGAAUUUGAUUCAUUCAUCGAAGCAAUUAGCUGUGAUAAUAUAAAUGUGAUGUCAAAUAUUCAAGAUAAUAAAGAUAAUUCAUCUGCUCUUAAAAUUUGUUCGGUUGUUGCCGAUUCUGAUGUCACAAGUAAUUGUGCUGUUUGUAAUGAGGCAUUUAAAAUUGAAUGGUAUGAAGAUGAAGAAGAAUGGCGUCUAAUCAAUGCUGUAUGCUAUAAUCCAGCUAUGAACAAUGGAAACGAUGAACAACCCACUGUUGGUCGUCAUUUUCAUCCACUUUGUCUCAAGGAUCACCUGUUGCAGCAAUUGGAGAAACAAUCUAUUCAAAAUAAUGAAUUUGUUGAUGAAUCCAACCAAAAUCUAUCACUGAAUUCAAUGCUGAAUACAUCAACAAACUUGACUAGUUCCAGCAGUUCAAUCAUACCAGGAUUAGAUAUGCCGAUAAAAGAUGAGGAAGAAGACACAAAAAUCAUUGAUGUUAAAGUCGAAUCGAGCGAUGUGGAAAUGACCAACGUUCAGCAACAACUAUCGGAUGAUGGUGAUAACACUGGUACAGAUCUGGCAGGUCUUGAGAUAAGUAGUGAAAAUGAACAAAAUAAUCUUGAACAAAAAAUCGAAGAACCAGAAUCAUUCGAAGUUAAAGUAGAGGAAUUCGAAAUCACAAUCGAAACAAUUACUCCACCUUUGGAAACGACAAACAUCGAAAGCAGUGAAACGAAACCAUCGAACAUUAGUGACGAACGUGAUAAUAAUGAUGAAAAGCUAACAACAGCGACUACGGAUGGUGAUAAUAAUCAACCAUUGUCCGAAUCAAAACCUAAACGACCUUUGAUUGUGCUCAAAAUGAAAAAUUCAUCCACUGCAUCAACGUCAAUUACAUCAAUCGAUGAACAGUCAACUAAUAAAUUGUCGUCAAAUAUUGGUAAUGUAUCUGAUGCCACCAAUAAUGAUAAUGAACAUUCCAGGGAUAAUACGAAUGAUGAUAAAAUAGAAUCUUCAACAUCAGAAGAGGAUAUAAACAACAAGGAUAUUCAAAUGAAUACCGAAACUAACAACGAUGGUGAUGGAAAUGAUCAAUGUGGUGAUAGGGAUGAGACAGGCAAAAAAAAUAAUAAUGAUGAUGAUAAUAAUAGAAAUGAACCAUUAUCUGAUAAUAAAGUCCAAAAUAAUGCUAAUGAAACCACUACUGCUUCUACUACUGUUAGUGGUCAGGAUGAUCAACCAUCCAUUGUUGAUGAUCCUAAUAGUCAGGUUGAUUAUGGUACUGUUGUUGAUAAUUGUAGUGUUCGUGAUUCUGAUGAUUUGAAUGAUGUUGCUGAAUCUAUGAAUGAACAACAAUCAUCACCAUCGUUAAUGGAAAAAGAUCCACAAUCGUUAGAUUCGAAUGAUAAUAAAGUUUCCAACGAACGUCAACUGAUUGGUAUGGAUGCUAAGGAUUUGGAAUCGAAUAUCAAUCCAGAUGGCAAUGCUAUUGAUCUACAAAAACAAGAAAAAGAACAGCAAGAACAAUCAAAUUAUUAUUCACGUGGUAAAGAAGUUUCAUCACUUUGUUCUAUUAUGUGAUGUUGUUAAUACAAUUCUAUCGGCAAUUUUCUUUUGUUCAUUUCGAUUUCAUCGUCGUCGUGUUAUAAUCAUUCUGAUGAUUGUGUAAAUUUUUUUCAUUUCCAUUACAAAAAAAAAUCAAUUCUAUUCAUUUCUCAUUUCAUAAUCAUUUCGAUUAUAAAUCGAAACAUUAAAACAAAAAAAAAACCUAAUAAGAAUAAAAAUAAAAAAAAUUAUAUAAUCUGAGAAUUCUAAUUGAAACUAAUUUCUAUUAAAUUUCUAUUUGUCUUUUUUUCAAAAA